AUGCCUCUGCCUACCUACGGCCCCGCCGGCGGCCUGUCUUUCGCCUCGCGCUCCUUGGCUGAGUGGCACUGGCAGCGGGCCACGGGGACCAUGUUCCAGGUCUGGCAACCACCAGGAGUCAUCUUCGGCUGCCUGAAGAAGGAGCACUACGCGCAAGGAAGGAAGGUGCCAGCGUGGGACGACUGGGGCCUUGGAGACCGGCAGGUGCCCUGCCGCCUGGUGAUCCGCGCCCUGGCCGGGCGCUGGAUCCUCUGGAAGGCCAUGCAGCAGCGUCAGGAAAGCUGGAUCCUGGCGGACGGAGACGACAGCCACCUCUUCAAUGCGUUCAUGAGGGCCAUGGACUUCUACAACGUCGACGCCCUGGAGCCCGAGGACAAAAUUUUGUUCAAGAAGUGA
Messenger RNA from Symbiodinium natans, 396 nucleotides. The record is from the annotation of a GenBank genome assembly. NCBI's taxonomy places the organism in Eukaryota, Dinophyceae, Suessiales, Symbiodiniaceae.